UCUGACAUCUCCACCCCUACUACCGCCCACAAUGACGGCCUGAACCCGUUCGACACCGACCUGGAGGCCAUGGUCUCCUCGCGGACGCUGACAGUUGGGGACGACUCAUGCGGCAUGAAGUCCACGACCAACGUCAACAUCAAGGGCAGUAGCCCAGACUGCCAGGUGUGGCCUGGCAAGGACCACUGGAAGAAGAAGGCCAAGACGGCCCGCGUCAACCGCCACUCGUGCCAGAUGCUCGCCAAAAUGAGCAAGCGCAACAGGAUAAUAGCCAAGAUCUCCAUCAUCGCCUUGAUCCUGGCCAUUGCCCUCGCCGUCGGCCUGGGCGUGAGCAAGUCCCUUGGUGCCGCAAUUUGGAGCCCC
This is a messenger RNA of Cryphonectria parasitica EP155, 363 nucleotides long. RefSeq lists its product as uncharacterized. The record is from RefSeq and is a predicted model, not a curated record. NCBI's taxonomy places the organism in Eukaryota, Fungi, Ascomycota, Sordariomycetes, Diaporthales, Cryphonectriaceae. The annotation marks the transcript as partial. The transcript has a single exon.